GCUGCACGACACCGUGAACAUUACAGUGGACUCCGAUUUUUUUGUAGCAGUCGAAUCUUAAUGAAUGGUUAAUAAUAUUGUACACAAUGAGUGAGGGAUCAUCAGAAGGCGGGGCGGCAAAGUCCCGGAAGAAACAUGGCAUGCUGAAGAUGUACUACGGUCUGGACGACCAACAGGAGAAGCCGUCCAACAUGAACCCUACGGACAUCAACGGUGCUUACUUUAACCCAGAGGUCUAUCUUACAAUGAUCAUGAAGGAAAAGAGACUCAACGAUCUCAUCGAUAAAGAAGCCGAGAUGGUGAAACAAAUCCGCUCAUUAGACAGUGAUAUGCAGACCUUAGUCUAUGAGAACUACAAUAAAUUCAUCAGCGCCACAGACACUAUACGAAAGAUGAAAACUGAUUUUAAGAAAAUGGAGGAAGAGAUGGAUCGCUUAGCAACCAACAUGGAUACCAUUGCCGACUUCAGUGAGAAGAUCAGCUCAACGUUGCAGGAAAGAAGAGCUCAGAUCACCAAGUUGAGCGGUGUUCAUUCACUCCUCAAAAAGUUGCAGUUCUUAUUUGAGCUUCCUGCCAGGCUCAAUAAAUGCAUCUCGAUGAAAGCUUACAGUCAAGCUGUCAGAUACUACUCCAAAGCACGUGUUGUCCUGCUUCAGUACCAGCACAUGCCUUCAUUCCACGGUAUCCAUAGAGACUGUAAUGAAAUCGUCAAUGAACUCAGGCUCAAGUUAAGAGAACAGUUCGGAAACAAAGAGUCUGAUGCAAAACAGCUAGCUGAAUGUGUAGAUCUGUUGCUGCAACUCAAAGAACCACCCGAUGAGCUCUGUGAUGAGUUUCUUUCUCAUGCCCGACACAAGUUGGACGAGAGUCUGAGAGAGAUGUCUAGUCAUGUUGCGACCGGUAGACAGCGGACCGCAUCCAGCCCUGAGGAAGAUGAGGAUGGUGGUGACGUUCAGGAGGGGGGGAGACCCUCUGAUAAGAUCAUGAGGUCACUUCCAAUGGAUAUAUUGGAGUUUGUUGACAGCAGCUGCAACGGUUUUCUUGAGAACAUCUGUUUAGUAAUAGCCUCUUACAAGGAGCUCUUUGUGAACAGGCAAGCUGGAGAUUCGCAGGAAGAGGAGGAGUUGGAGCAGGUCGCUCAUGCCAAGCUUGGUCAGUUUGUGGAUUCCAGGAUGCAACAGUACUUUACAUGUAUUCAGGAUAGAAUACAAGCUGAGAAAUCUUCUGUGGAGAAUUCGCUGCUGGUGAGAGCGUUAGAUCGAUUCUUCAAGCGGCUUCAAGCGGUCCAUCGUCUCUUACCGGACCUCAAGAUUCUCCAGCGGGGAGCUGAUAUCGUAGCAGCAGCAGCCAAGGAGAGGGCCCAGUACUACGGGGAUGGUCUUAAGAAGCAUUUUGCAGAGUGUAUAACUGACAUCCGCCAGACGCUAUGUGCCCCAAGAGUGGUGGGCAAGCAGUCCGCACCCAACCUAGCUGAACUAGUUAAUGUAACAUCGUCAUCCGUCAUCGAUCAAGUCAAACUCGUGCUUACUAGUCUCAAGUCAUUCCUCGGCCAAGAUAUCACGUUUGCUCAGUCUUUGUUCUUUGCUACCAAGUAUCCCACCAAGACAGUGAGAGAAGGGCUCCUAGUCGACUUCCUCAGGCACAUCUUCCAGACCUGUACAAAUCUUUGUGAAGGAGGAGGAGAGAAAGGAUCAGCACCUCAUACACUCAUCUUGAUCUUAUCCAGACUCCUAGUAGACUUUGAAACAACUCAUAUCAUACAACUGCUUGGUACUUGCAAUGCACAGUUCUUGAUCGAAGACAGUCGAGGCCUGACCCAGACAUCGACCCUCUGCUCGGAAGCCAAAGAUUCCGCUCAGCUGCUUCUCAACCACUACGUGCAGUCACAGGGUCUGCAGAUAUCCCAAAUGUUGAGGAAAAGUGUGGACACAAGAGACUGGCUGAACACGAUUGAACCCCGCAACGUGAGGGCGGUGAUGAAGCGUGUCGUCGAGGACAUCACGGCCAUCGACAGUAAUGUGGGGUCGCUGUACGAGGAGGGAACUCGUAAAGCGCACAGCAGCGACUCCAGCAAGAGGACGUACCAGAGUUUUAGUGUAUCCAGGCAGCCACGGACGCAGAGGAGUUACACUCCAAGCACGACAUUUGAUACCAGUCUGAUGAGCAACAUCCAGAAGCUCUUCUCUGAGAGGAUAGAAAUCUUCAGCAGUGUGGAAUUCUCUAAGGUCUCCGUCGUCACUGGCAUCAUCAAGAUUAGUUUGAAGACAUUCCUUGAGUGUGUCAGACUGAGGACAUUUGGAAGAUAUGGCCUUCAACAGAUCCAGGUGGACACCCACUAUCUCAACCUCUAUUUAUGGAGAUUUGUAUCAGAUGAGAAAUUGGUACACUUUUUGUUGGAUGAGAUCGUAGGCAGUGCUGUUCACAGAUGUCUAGAUGCAACUCUUAUGGAGACGAGUAUCGUGGAAGUGAUAUGCGAACGAGGAUGAAAUCGUCAAUGCGUGCAAUCAAGACUGGUCAUUUAUAUAGUCUAUCAGGAUAUCAUUUAGAGACAGACAGAUAUAUGUUCGUAUUCAAGUUAUGUUUCAUUAUAUGAUAAUUGUUUCGUAUUUCCUUUGCCAUCUGUAUGUUAUGGUAGCAAGAUGUAAUAUAGAAUUUGAUAUAUUUAUCUUUUUUAUCGUCAUGGUGAUCUUGAAUUACACAAUUUUUCAAGAUGUCUGAUGACAAGAUGGGUUAUGUCUCUUAAGAGAGUGAAUGAGAGAUACUAUAAUUUGGAAGAGAAUGUUGGUACAUGUUACGGUCUUAUUGUGUUAAUGUUAUCUGUAAUGUAAUUCUGUUUGUUUUCCUACAAGCGAAGAACUGUUAUAGCUAUAUAUGGCUGUUCAUGUUUUAUAGGCAUAUUGUUAUCAAUUUAAAUAUAGUGUACAGUGGCGCUAAAAGAUGGAGAACCCUACCAGGAAAUGACCAUAUUUAAAAGUGAUAAAGUUCUGCCAUGUUUUAGAUAUUUCUUUGUGACGUCAGGUGAUAAAAUAUUACAUAAAUAAAGCUUGUUUCUCUGGCUCUGCUGGACAUUGUAGUGUUGUCUUCAUUCAACUCUCGGCAAGAAGGGGUGCAUUUUCUGGUGGGGUGCACUUACUUUUUAGCACCACUCUAUGUAUGACUUAACUUUGCUGGAGAAGAUUUGGGAAGUUACUUAUUCACGCGAUACAAGAUCUCUGAUGUCACAGCAAAGUCCAAUGCUCAAGAGAUCUACUAUCCCGCAUCUUAAGGCCACCGCACACCUUACAACUGGUCCAUGAUCCGAUUUUAGAACAAUUUGCGUUCUGCUCAGAAUGAUAAGUACCUUUUUAUUUGUGGUUCAAAUCAACUGAAAGAAUACUAAUAUAACAAGUUCAGAUAAUUUGCAAGACUUUAUUUUGGAGUAAAGGCCA
Lytechinus variegatus (green sea urchin) is the source of this 3428-nucleotide messenger RNA. Its product is annotated as vacuolar protein sorting-associated protein 51 homolog. Bases 87 to 2486 code for a protein of 799 amino acids. Gene Ontology annotation, biological process: retrograde transport, endosome to Golgi; lysosomal transport; Golgi vesicle transport. The transcript is spliced from 20 exons. Gene Ontology annotation, cellular component: GARP complex; EARP complex; membrane. The record is from RefSeq and is a predicted model, not a curated record. NCBI's taxonomy places the organism in Eukaryota, Metazoa, Echinodermata, Echinoidea, Temnopleuroida, Toxopneustidae.